Messenger RNA from Paramecium octaurelia, 774 nucleotides. The record is from the annotation of a GenBank genome assembly. NCBI's taxonomy places the organism in Eukaryota, Ciliophora, Oligohymenophorea, Peniculida, Parameciidae.
AUGUCCAAAAAUUUGAUAAUUCUUCUUUUGAUUACAAUUAGUUUUACAUAUGAAGUGCCAAAUAUGUUCUAUACCUUUUAGGUAAACUAAAAUGCAUAUUAGAAAAGCAAUAAUGGCCUGGUAGCAUUUGUUUAACUAAACAAUGUUAUAAGGACAAUGUUGGAAAUUAUAAGGGUUAAUCAUGGGCUAUUCACGGAUUAUGGCCAGGAGCUACAAAUGAUAGUGGGGAUUGCGAAGAACUCGAAGCCUGUACCAAUAAUAAAUUCAAAGAAUCUAACCUUUCGAAAACAACCGUGACUAAUUUGGAUUAAGCAUGGGUCGGUUUUUUUAAUCCAUCAGGAUCAUUUAGAGCGUAUUUUAUUUGAUUUAUCGAUAGACAUGAAUGGAAUAAGCAUGGUACUUGCUGGGAUGAAAAGGAUGAUUUAGUUCCUUAAGUUCCUGGAAUGAAUGUCUAAGAAGAGUACUUUUAGACAACGCUUUAAUUGUGGAAAUCAUAUAAUAUCUAUGAUAUUUUAUCUGCUGCUGGCAUUAAACCAGACGACAAUAAAUUAUACGAUACAGACAGUAUAUUAGAUGCUAUUGAAAACAAAAUUGGCUCAACUGCUUAAUUAUUAUGCUCUAAGGAUUCAAAUAAUAAGUUAUUAUUGAUAAGUGUUUCAUUUUGCGUCAAUGAAUAAUAUUAACCAUAAAGAUGUCCUUGUGAUAUUUAUGGUGGAAUCCCUUGUGGAUCUAGAAAAAACGACAAGGUUCGUUAUCCAGUAUUUAGAUUGUGAU